Molecule: messenger RNA, 4814 nt
Organism: Drosophila arizonae
Lineage: Eukaryota; Metazoa; Arthropoda; Insecta; Diptera; Drosophilidae
Gene: Delta
Product: neurogenic locus protein delta
Biological process (GO): cell communication; multicellular organism development; Notch signaling pathway
Cellular component (GO): membrane
Molecular function (GO): calcium ion binding
Source: RefSeq, a predicted model, not a curated record
UGCUUUCAUUCUGUCUUGGAUUCUUGCACUGUGCGGUUCGUUGCGGCUGCUUCGUUGUCUUGUCGCCAAUUCGCUUUGUGGCUCUUACGUCGUGCACAUCGUUCGGUCGUGUCGCGCGUCGCUUUGAAAUUUUUGUAGCCCUCACAACAUAAGCAGCAAAUGCAAAACGCACCAAAUUCGAAUUUCGAGUGUGCAACAAAUAAUUUGAAUACGAAUUAAAAAGCAUGUUCAGUGUGUAAGAAGAAGUAAAGCUGCCAAUACUACAAUUUCAAAUACAAAUCGAAAUAUUUUGGUAGCCACAAAUUACAAGAAAAUAAGUGCAUGAACAAAAAAUAAAUCAAAUAAUUUGUUUUCCAAAUGGUUUUUUAAAAGAGCAUCAACCCAAGGCAAAUACAAUUUUUGCAUGUGUCGCGUGUGUCUCUAUGGCUCGGCUGAGUGCGAUUUUUAUAUAGCAAUUUUCUAGCGGCACUUUUGCCCCUAUCGCUCGCCCCCGCUGUGAGCGUUAGCAGGAGACGGCCGAAAAUUCGCCCAAAGCAAAAUCCGCCGAAUUCUUGUUUCACAACAGAGAAGCUAACGCAAAGCAAAUGAAAAUGUGGCGCGUGCACGUGUAAAACAAAAUAAUAAUAAAAGCACACACACAUACUAAAGCAACAACAACAAAAUGCACAUAACAGCAACAGCGAAUUGCCAAAACAUGUGCCGCAGUUAGCUGCAAAAGAGAAUUGCCAAAAAUACAAUAAACUACUAUUUUUAUGUUGUAACCGAGUGUGUGCGUGUGAGUGAAGCAGCAACAACAGCAAGGCCGCCCCACUAAGGAUUAUUACACUAAUAAUAACACACACCCAACACAACACAACACACAGCACAACUARACAGCAUUUUGUUUAUUACAACAACCAACAACCAGCGAAGCAACAAUAACAGCAAUAAACAUGCAGUGGAUUAAAUGUUUAUUAACCGCAUUUAUUUGCUUCACAGUCAUUGUGCAGGUUCACAGUUCCGGCAAUUUUGAAUUGCGGCUGAAAUACUUCAGCAAUGAGCACGGCAGGGACAACGAGGGCCAUUGCUGCACUGGUGAAAAGGAUGCGACGACGGGCAAGUGCAUCGGCACCUGCAAGACGAGAUUUCGGGUCUGCCUGAAGCACUACCAGGCGACCAUUGACACCACAUCGCAGUGCACGUACGGUGAUGUGGUUACGCCCAUUCUGGGCGAGAACUCCUUCAAUCUGACGGAUACGCAAAGCUUGCAGAGCAGAGGCUUCACGAAUCCCAUACAGUUCGCCUUCAACUUCACCUGGCCGGGCACCUUCACGCUGAUCGUCGAGGCCUGGCACGAUACGAACAACAGCGCCAAUGCGCGCACCAACAAUCUGCUCAUACAGCGCCUGUCCGUGCAGCAAGUGCUGGACGUCUCGACCGAGUGGAAGACGAACAAAUCCGAAUCCCAAUACACAUCGCUCGAAUACGAUUUUCGCGUCAGCUGCGAUCCGCACUAUUACGGCUCCGGCUGUGCGAAUCUGUGCCGGCCGCGGGACGAUCAGUUCGGCCACUACACAUGCUCCGAGACUGGCGAAAUUAUCUGCCUGACCGGCUGGCAGGGCACGUACUGCGAGAAACCCAAAUGCGCCAAGGGCUGUGUCCAUGGUCAGUGCGAUAAGCCGAAUCAAUGCAUCUGCCAGAAGGGCUGGCGCGGACCGCUGUGCGACGAGUGCGCCCCAUAUCCGAGCUGCGUGCACGGCACCUGCAACAAGCCCUGGGACUGCAUCUGCAACGAGGGCUGGGGCGGCCUGUUCUGCAAUCAGGAUCUGAACUACUGCACGAACCACCGGCCCUGCAUGAAUGGCGGCACCUGCUUCAACACCGGCCAGGGCCUGUACACGUGCAAGUGUGCGCCUGGGUACAGCGGCAACGAUUGCCAGACGGAAAUUAAUUCGUGCGACGGCGAAGUGAAUCCCUGCCAGAACGGCGGCACCUGCGUGGACGAGGCGACGCAGCGCGGCUACAAGUGCGUCUGCCCCAAGGGCUGGAACGGUCGCAUGUGCGAGGAGAAGCUGCUCACCUGCGCGGACAAGCCGUGCCACCAGGGCCGCUGCCGUAACACCAGCAGCCACAGCAAGCAGGGGUUUCAGUGCGACUGCCCCACCGGCUACAGCGGACCCACCUGCGAGCUCCACCUAGACAACUGCAGCCCGAAUCCCUGCCAGAACGGCGGCACCUGCCAGCCGAGCGGUAAAUGCACCUGCCCCGACGGCUACACCGGCGCCAAGUGCGAGCAGAACAUCGACGACUGCGUCGGCCACAAGUGCCAGAACGGCGGCACCUGCAUCGACAUGCUCAACCAGUAUCGCUGCCAGUGCGUGCCCGGCUUCCAUGGGCCGCGCUGCAGCAGCCGCGUGGACCUCUGCCUGACCAAGCCGUGCGCCAACGGCGGCAGCUGCACCAACCUGAACAACGACUACCAGUGCGCGUGCCGUGCGGGCUUCACCGGCAAGGACUGCUCCAUCGACAUCGACGAGUGCGGCAGCCGGCCCUGCCACAACGGCGGCACCUGCAUGAAUCGCGUCAACAGCUUCGAGUGCGUCUGCGCCAACGGCUAUCGCGGGCGGCAGUGCGACGAGGAGUCGUACGAGUCGGUCUCCUUUGGCGCCCAUCAGUAUGGCGCCACGACGCAGGCGCGCGCCGAUGGCCUGACGAAUGCCCAGGUUGUGCUCAUUGCCAUCUUCUCGGUGGCCAUGCCGCUGGUGGCUGUGAUUGCCGCCUGCGUGGUGUUCUGCAUGAAGCGCAAGCGGAAGCGCGCCCAGGAGAAGGACGACGCCGAGGCCCGSAAACAGAACGAACAGAAUGCGGUGGCCACGCUCCAUCACAAUGGCAGCGGCGUCGGCGUCGGCGUGGGCGUCGGCCUGCCCGCCGGCACGCUGGGCGUCAAGCGCGGCAGCAGCGGCGGCCUGACCUUCGACAACAGCAAUCCCAACAUCAUCAAGAACACGUGGGACAAGUCGGUGAACAACAUCUGCGCCUCGGCCGCCGCCGCAGCAGCGGCCGCUGCCGCCGACGAGUGCCGCAUGUAUUCCGGUGCGCUGGCCAACUACGCCGCCGCAGCGGACAACAAUGCCAACUCGGAGUUCUGCGGCGUGGGCCAGCUGGCGCCGCUGCAGCGCGCCAAGUCGCAGAAGCAGCUCAACACGGAUCCCACGCUGAUGCAUCGCGCCUCGCAGCUGCUGUCCGCGGGCGCUGGAGCUGCCGGAGCGGCGGCGGCGGCAGCAGCUGCAGCGGCAGCGUCUGCCGGCUCAACCAAAGACUACAGCGCGUCAGGCGCUGGCACGGGCAGCAGCGAGGCCAAGGGCAAGCGCAUCUCGGUGCUGGGCGAGGGCUCCUACUGCAGCCAGCGCUGGCCCUCGCUGGCCGCGGCGGGCGUGGCCGGCGCCUGCUCCUCGCAGCUGAUGGCCGCCGCCUCGGCGACGGGCAGCGGCGCGGCGACGACGCAGCGCACAGUUGUCUGCGGUACGCCGCACAUGUAAGCAAAGACUGGCGAGGGAGAGCGAGACAGAGACAAAGAGAGAGAGAGAGAGAGACGCCAAAUGAGCCGCAUAUGGCUUUGUUGUUUAUUGAAGCAGUGCAGUUGUCAAAGUUGUAACAGGCUAAACCCUACACACCCACACACAAACACACACACACGUGCAUCUAUCCAUCAAUUUUAAUACCUUAAAUUGUAAUUAUAACUUAACAUUUUAGUUUCGCAUGGACUGACGUAAGCAUAAAGUUCUCAAUGUAUAUAUGUAUGUGGUGCAUAUAUGCCUAUUCUAUAUACACGUAUAUAAAGCUGUUCUCAAGAAACCCAAUUGUAUUUUUUUUUUUUUUGUUUUUUAACUUGACCCUGGCAAAGGCGCCGCCCUGCGGCAGCCACUAGAAACUCUACACUCUACACUGGACGAAAAAAUCUACACACACACACACACACUUACUGACGUUUUGCAUGUUACUGAAAAAUCUGCUUCAACUAUUAUUAUUAUUAUUAUUAUUAUUAUUAUUAUUAGAAUCACUUAGUUGCGAUAAAUUGUAAAUACUACUUAACGCAAAGAACUCUAGCGCAUAAUUAGAGACUAAUUUAGAAGCUAAGCGAAUACAACAAUUCCUCAUUGACGCUGCAUGGUCGCUCGCUCGACUCUACUUGUCUAUGCAAAGUAGUGCGCUAGCAUUUUGUAUAUAGUAUUUUAUAGGUCAACUCUGAUAUACGAAAAAAAAAAAAGAAACACUUAAAAAAAAAACAAAAAUUAUAUAUUAAUUACUGACUAUCUCGCGCCCUACUUUUAGUGUCUAAUAAAUAAACAUAUGCGUAAAGUAUAACUAAAUUUAACUCUAGCUUAAUUAUAUACACAUAUUAUCUAAAGGCCCCCCCCCACAGACAACAAACAACAAACAUGCGAAGACAAACAAAACAUUUAGUGAUUCUAUAAUAAGUGCUUAAUUUUUACACUAUUUACAACUUUUAUUUCAUACUCUAAAAUAUUUUUUAAUUUUUUUGGCAUUUUUUUUUUUUAUUUAAAUUUGGAGCAAUUAUAGCAAAGAAGUCAACAAUAUUUAUAGUUAAUAACGAAAUGUAUUGAAUUUAUAAGUCUUAAGCGUAAAAUUAUUUGAUACUAAAUGAAAAUUUCACAAAAAACGAACAAAAUUGAAUGAAAUAUACAAAAAAAUAAAAAAAUAAAAUAAAAAACAAAAAACUUUAAAAAUUUAUAUGCGUGCGUAUGUUUGAAAGUCUUCAGAACAGUAUAUAGUCUUAAUAUGAUAUAAACAAAAGCAAAAAAGAAGUAAACAAA